This is a messenger RNA of Camelina sativa (false flax), 974 nucleotides long. Its product is annotated as dehydration-responsive element-binding protein 1B-like. NCBI's taxonomy places the organism in Eukaryota, Viridiplantae, Streptophyta, Magnoliopsida, Brassicales, Brassicaceae. Gene Ontology annotation, molecular function: DNA-binding transcription factor activity; DNA binding. The record is from RefSeq and is a predicted model, not a curated record. Gene Ontology annotation, biological process: regulation of DNA-templated transcription.
CCCACUCCAGCCUUUCUUUAGCUACAAACAUUAAAUCCACCUGAAAAUAUAAAAAUAAAUAUUUUAAACGAAACAGAGAUGUUUUACUAAUAAUAGAAACAGAGAGAUCUUUUAGUUACUACUUAUUACAACCUUAUCCAGAUUAUUUCAAACAGAGCAAUUCCAACAAUGAACUCAUUCUCUGAAAUGUUUGGCUCCGGUUACGAGUCUCCGGCUUCAUCAUCAGGCGGAGAUUAUUGUCCGACGCUGGCGGCGAGUUGUCCCAAGAAACCAGCUGGUCGUAAGAAGUUUCGUGAAACUCGUCACCCAAUUUACAGAGGAGUUCGUCAGAGAAACUCUGGUAAGUGGGUGUGUGAAGUGAGAGAGCCAAACAAGAAAUCUAGGAUUUGGCUAGGAACAUUCCAAACCGCCGAGAUGGCAGCUCGUGCUCACGACGUCGCUGCCAUAGCCCUCCGUGGCCGAUCCGCCUGUCUUAAUUUCGCCGACUCGGCUUGGCGGCUCCGAAUCCCGGAGUCUACCUGCGCCAAGGAAAUCCAGAAGGCGGCGUCUGAAGCUGCGUUGGCUUUUCAAAAUGAGAGUGAUACCACGACGACUGAUCAUGGCCUUGACAUGGAGGAGACGUUGGUGGAAGCUGUAGUAACGGCAGAACAGAGCGAAGCGUUUUAUAUGGACGAGGAGGCAAUGUUCGGGAUGCCGAGUUUCUUGGCUAAUAUGGCUGAAGGUAUGCUUUUGCCACCUCCGUCCGUACAAUGGAAUAACAAUUAUGACGGCGAGGGAGAUGCUGACAUGUCUCUAUGGAGUUAUUAAAAAUUCGAUGUUCAUUUCCAGUUUGUGCUAUAAUCUUUUUAAAAUCUUGAAAUCCUUUUUUUAGAAUGGAUCCUCUGCUUCUGUUUUUUUUUUUUGGUAAGUAACGUAUUGUGUGACUUGUGUGAGACACGAGUGUAAAUAAUUCAAUACAAAUAAAUCGUUUUCUA